Molecule: messenger RNA, 2900 nt
Organism: Meira miltonrushii
Lineage: Eukaryota; Fungi; Basidiomycota; Exobasidiomycetes; Exobasidiales; Brachybasidiaceae
Exons: 1
Coding region: 102-2768 (888 amino acids)
Source: RefSeq, a predicted model, not a curated record
CCCUCAUCAACAAAUCAGUACAGCUUCCCCUGUUCUUCUGAUUCCCAACCCCCUUUACCUUCGUGGUAAGGCUAUAGGAGCUUGUAGGGCUCAAACACACCAUGGCAAGGUUCGAUGACCUUCCUCCGGAGAUUUUACGAAUAAUCACUCAAUUGAUUUAUUUGGAUCAUUUACCGCGCUCCUUAUUUCGUUGUAUCGAUCCACACGGAUUACCUUCAACAUACCCUGACGGAAGACUAAUUUCAGCAACUCAAACACUCACAAAAUCUACUUUGCAUUCUUUGUGCCUCACAAAUGUUGCCUUGUAUGAAGCAGCAAAACCAUUACUUUGGCGUAGAUUACAAAUCACACUUCCCUACUCGUUCUUAUUACUUCUGAGAAGUUUAGGAGCGAGUAGAUUGGCAGAGGCGUAUGAGCAUCUAGGAGGACCAGAAAAGAUUCUUGAAGAACCUCAAGCAGAAGAUGCAGAAGGACAAGAUGGGGCAAAGGAGGUGGAAUUGAAUGAGCGUAUGAGCUUUAAUGCGAUGUUGGCAGCGAUUGGUUUAGCUCGAGUGACUGGUAGCGCAGUAUACACAGAUCGAAAGCCAGGAUCUUUGCAAGGUGUGACAGAUGAUGAAAACCUUGAGCUGAUAUGGACGGAAGAGCCACUCUUGCAAGGAAGUGAGCAUGCAUCUCGCUACCAAGUUACUUUGCGACAAGACGAAAGCGAAAUUAGCGAUGUACAUCGUUAUCCUCGUGUCUUGGACUUUUCCACAUUCACAACACAAGGAAUGCGUAGAACGGUAGGACAAGGAGAACAAGCAAGAUUUGUUACUCCAGCAAAGUUGUUAGCGCUAAUUACCUCUGUCAGUCAUGGAUUAAUGGCAUUCGGUGCAAGCCCAACGAUGGACAGUGCUCUAACGUUGGAAGUACUAGAAACACUUUUGUUCCGCGAUGGUGAACAUCUUGCCGCUGCUACAUCGACUGGCACUGCGUCACCGCAUAGAACGUUGCGAGGUGUCUCAAUGGAACGAUCACGCGAACGUAAAGGCCAAGAAAGAAGAAGGCUUGAAUCGCUGGACUUGUGCGAUUGCGUAAGCCGACAUUUUGAGGUUGCACUGACACGAUUUGUUGAUAAGUAUUUGAAGAAGUUUAGUGGGAGGACGACAUCGACAGUGCCAGAAGAAGGCAGCACGGAAGACGAUGACGAGGAGGAAGAUCGAAGGGGACGUGGGCGAUCACGAGGAAGAAAUGGCGGUAGCGAGAGUGGCUCAAGACCUGUUACACUUUCAAGAUCACUUUCAACCAGAAGACAUGCACCUUCUAUUCACCCUGCUCGUGCGACAAAGUUCCCAUCUGUGGAGCGUCUGUGUUUGCAUGGCGUUCACUUUUCGUCAGAGCUGCUAUCACCCUUCAUCUUGGCAUUCCCUCGCCUCACCCACUUGGACUUGACUGGAACGCGGAUCGAUGAUGCUCUCUUACAAGGAAUGAUGGCGAAUCCCGACCUGGAAUUGGAAAGUCUCUCGCUUGCACGCUGCACAAGGAUCACUUCGGAAUGUAUGACUGAAUUGCUGGUGGAUUCAACUGUAUGUGCGAAUCUGAUCGAAUUGUCUUUGGAAGGUACGCUAUUGUUCCCUACUCCAGUCACACAGGAAGAUCUCAAAACGAUCUUGACGAUGGCACCUUGCAUGCGAUCAGGAGCGUUGCGAUACUUGGACUUGAGUGGAUGUGGUUUGACGAACGCCCUCUUGGCAGAAUCCUUCCAACGUCAACCUUCAUUGAUCGAUUUUGGUAUCAGUGCAACACCUCAAGUAUCUCUUGAGAGCCUUGCCGAUUUCCUUCUCAAGAAAGCGCCAAAUGUGCAAGUACUGGAAAUGGUUGAUAGCUGUGUUGAUCCUCGACAGGGUACACAUCCAACAAUCGUGAAGCUCAACGCCGCCCUGCUAGAGCCAUGCGCAACUGUGCCUCCUUUGUCGAUUUCAGAACAAUUGGCAGCAUUGGGAUAUCCAUCCUCGAAAGAAUCUUUGGACAAUUCUGACAGGCCUCGACCAUCGGCCCGUACGAACUUGCGAGUCUUGGGACUUUCUCCACCUGUACUGAGACAAGCAGGCGCAUUGGGGUCAUGGAGAGUGAUCAUGGGUAAGGGACGACGUGGAUGGUUGGUAGACACGAGCUCUGGACCUGAUCCAGAUGCGGUUGAUGACGAUUUGGAAGGCGAAGAGACGGAAGAAGGAGGAGAAAGUGGGGUGACAUCCUCUAUCUUUGGUAAUCCAAGCGCAAGCCGUGGCAAAGGCUUGGAAACUUUUACGGAACGACGUGGAAGGGACUCAAAGAGAAACAUCUCCGGCUUUGAACCAGAGACACCACCUAGAAGAUUAUCUCGCAGUCCGUCUGUGCAUCGUUCGCUUUCGAGGACAGGCAGAAAUACUUCCUUGUUGAGAAGGGCGACUUCAUCCUCCCACUCUCGCUCAAGACCCGCUGGUCCUACCAAUUCGUUGAGUGUAGCAGGAUUACCUGCUCAUGCAGAAAUGCCUCAGGGAAAUCCCACCGUUUCGGUUGGUGAAAGUGCAUUAACGGAACCCGAGAAACCGGUCGAACGUAAAGCACAAGUGAUUCGAAAUUUACCCAAAGAACAUCCCCGAAGAAAAGUAUUGGAAGAUCUUUCACGUGCCAAUGGUCAUGUAUCAGGAACGACGGGAUGGCAUAGCAAAAAGAUGGAAGUUUUACUCGGAUUAGGAAUGCUUGGUCGUGAGAAUGGAAGUUAUGCUUAUGCUGCUUAUCAGGCGUAAAAAGGUAAAUAACGAUGGGGUGAUGAAUAUAAAACGACAAAUCGUACAUUUCCAUACAUUGCAUACAUCUUGUACUAUAGACAUGCUUUAGUGUAUUAUUGAUGAUGAAUUCGGAUUACCAUGAUCUAUGAG